Molecule: messenger RNA, 1454 nt
Organism: Moneuplotes crassus
Lineage: Eukaryota; Ciliophora; Spirotrichea; Euplotida; Euplotidae
Source: the annotation of a GenBank genome assembly
UAAAGAUGUCAAGUGGAUUUAAAGUUCUUCAUCUGAUGAGGCCGUUCCAGCCUUUCCUUCCAAAUGUUGAAGAGCCAAUUAGAAAGAUUGGACUCAAUGAUAAGCUCAUCUGGACCUUCAUAGGUCUUUUGAUUUACCUCAUUUGUUGCCAGAUUCCUCUCUACGGAGUUUACAUCACUGAUGGAGCAGAUCCUCUGUACAUGCUCAGAAUGAUGCUUGCCUCUAACAAGGGGUCUCUGAUGGAGCUCGGUAUUCAACCAAUGAUCACCUCUGGAAUGAUUUUGCAGUUGCUAGCAGGAGCUAAAAUUAUUCAUGUUGACCAAAAGGUUGAUGAAGAUAAGGAACUCUUCCAGACUGCUACUAAAGUAUUCGGAAUCCUUUUCACCUUUGGAGAAGCCACUGCUUAUGUUUUGAGUGGAGUAUAUGGAACUAUGGGUCAAUUAGGAUACAUUAAUGCACUUUUGAUUGUUGUUCAACUCACUGUAGCAGGACUUGUAGUAAUGCUCCUGGAUGAGUUAUUGCAAAAAGGAUAUGGACUCACCUCAGGAACCUCAGUAUUUAUAGCUUGUAAUAUCGCAGAAUCCAUUCUCUGGAGAGCUUUUUCACCAAUCACUGUCAAUGCAGGAAGCGACACCGAAUUUGAAGGAGCCAUUAUUGCUUUCUUCCACUUCUUGAUUGCCAAGAGUGAUAAAUUCGACGGUAUUUACAAAUCUUUCUUCCGUCAAAAUGCCCCAAAUCUCUUGAACCUUAUUGCCACUGCUGCUGUUAUCCUCAUUGUUGUAUAUUUCCAGGGAUUCCAAGUGAAGCUAACUGUAUCUAGUGCUAGACAGAGAGGUUAUGACUUCCCAUAUCCAAUCAAGUUGUUCUACACUUCCAAUAUGCCAAUUAUUCUUCAGUCAGCUUUGAUUUCAAACUUGUUCUUCUUCUCUCAGCUAUUGUAUACAAACUUUAAGGGCAAUUUCUUGGUCAGAUUAUUGGGAACAUGGCAGGAUGUUGAUAUGUCAGGAAGAUCAGUCCCGGUUUAUGGACUUGUGUACAUUCUCACUCCACCACAAAGCAUCUUGGACUUCCUAUUCAGCCCCAUCAAGACCAUAGUCUACAUCGCCUUUGUGAUGGUCACAUGCGCUAUCUUCAGUAAGACCUGGAUUGAAGUAUCUGGAAGUGGCUCUUGGGACGUUGCCAAGCAACUCAAGGAUGAAGGAUUGACCAUUAAGGGAUAUAAGAUGGAUCCUUCAGGCAGAAACAUCAAGAGAUAUCUCGACCACUACAUCCCAAUUGCUGCCUCCUUCGGAGGUCUCUGCAUCGGAGCUCUAAGUGUUUUCGCAGAUAUGCUUGGAGCCAUUGGAAGCGGAACAGGAAUCCUUCUCGCAGUCACCAUUAUUUACGGAAUGUUUGAGCAAUUCUCAAAGGCAAGAGGACAAGGCAGAGGAGGAAAGAUUCUUGGAAUUCUCUAA